Molecule: messenger RNA, 3365 nt
Organism: Parathielavia appendiculata
Lineage: Eukaryota; Fungi; Ascomycota; Sordariomycetes; Sordariales; Chaetomiaceae
Exons: 3
Coding region: 298-3042 (914 amino acids)
Biological process (GO): actin cytoskeleton organization
Molecular function (GO): small GTPase binding; actin binding
Source: RefSeq, a predicted model, not a curated record
AGCAUUUCAUUUCUUCCCAGCCGACGGCUGCUGGUUCUCGCGUCAAGCCAUUGGGCUUCCAUGGUUCUGACAGCAAUGGAAUGACCCAGAAUCGCGCAUCAUCCCAGCAUCCAACAGUUGUCUCGCGGCAUCAUUUCUUUUUUGGUACUUCUUGGUUGUCCUUUUCUGGCAUUUGCAUUCUCAUCUGGCAUCCGCGUACUUGUAUUGGCAUUGGCAUUUACUCGGGCGUCCGACGGCAGACUCAAAACAUUUGAAUACGUAACGAAAACACGCAUCUAAGCACCGGCCAUGUCCUCCAUGGCAUCAGCAACAGCGUCCGGGUCGACUGGCACCGAGCCACGCCACCAUCAGCGGUCCAAGUCUUCGGUUCUUCGCUCGUUUAUGGGCGGUGGUCACAAGCGAAACAAUUCGGACGGAGCGGGACUGCCAUCGGCUCCCCUUCUAACGCCAAUCGAGACCACACCCGCGUUCCACAUCUCGCAGCAAAGCCUUGCUCCAAGCAGAAGCAGCGGCGUCUUUCACGUCGGCUUCGACCCCGUAGCCGCAGCAGCUAUGGAACCAGAACGAUACGCACAUGCCCUAGGCGAGCUGCAGCAGAACAGACAAGACCGGUCACCGGAGAGACCGCGGGGACGCGACCGUGGCGAUCAGGCACCUCCGUCACCUACAAAGACUGGCUUCUCCAGUAUAUCGCUGAGAGCGUUCGGCGGGAAAAACAGGGACUCGAGCAAGCCGCCGAAGACCAGGGACAAUGGCAGCACCUCGCCCACGAAGCCCAAGAAAGCAAAGUCGGCAACCAACUUGGCGGCCCUGCUGCGGCCCAAGUCCAUGAAGAAUUUGAAACAGCUACUGAUGGACGACACCGAUGCCGCCAAGGAGAAGGACAAGGAGAAUCGGUCGCCGCCCAGCUUCCUGGGUAACGACAAUCACAUUCCCGUCGUCCCUCCCACGCCCAUCUACGCCCAGUUCGCCGCACAGAAUUCUGGGCCGCCUUCUCCGCGCCUCGAGUCGCCGGCUAUGUCCUUUAUCAGCAGGGAUUCAUCAGCGGACCGGACCGCAGCCUCAGCAACAUCCCUCCCAAAGAAACCACGUCCAAAGUCAUACCAGGCCUACAUGGCCCACCGAGACGAUGACACGAAGGGGUCGGCCGGCUCAGGCGGCAGUGACAGCCAUGACAAGCGGCUGACGUGGGGGAAGGGUGACACACCGGCUGCAGCAACUCGGCCGCCGAUGGGGCCUAGGAGCAAGUCGUCGACAUCGAGUGCCGUGGCGCCACCAGAGAUGCCCAUCAUCGACCCCAAGGACAUCGACAAGCACCUCGAGGCCAUGCUGGACCGCCGCAACAUCCCCGAAAACCAGCGAUACAAGAUGCGGAACCUGAGCGACACCAUCAAAUUAGAAUUCAUCCGGCAGGACUGGGCAGAGAUGCAGGCCAAGGUGGAGCGCCCCCCGUCGCACGACGGUAGCCCCCCACAGGGAAGCGGGACUGGCGUAGCAACGGGUCCCUCAGACCAGCCGGACCAUAGCAACAACAGUGGUAGUCCCACCAAAAAGGACAAGAAGAAGCAUGGCAGGGGUCUGAGCCUGACCAUCGUGCGAAGCGGCAACAAGUCAAACCCGUCAUCGCCCUCCAAAAAGAAGGGCGAUAGCAGCCUUGGCCGGCACUUCCGCACCAAGUCGAGCGAGAGUCUCGUUAGCGAACCAUCUUCGCCUUUCGCCUCCGGCUAUGCCAGCAGCUUCCUGGCCAAGGUAAAGGGUCAGCAGUUGCCUGGCGACUUUGUGGCAUACCUGCAAAAGGUGCAGCAGCCGGAGCUGGUCGAGGUCGGCAAGCUGCACAAGUUGAGGCUGCUGCUCCGCAACGAGACGGUCGCCUGGACAGACGAGUUUGUCCGCCAGGGCGGCAUGAAAGAAAUCGUGGAGCUGUUGCAUCGCAUCAUGGCCGUGGAGUGGAGGGAGGAGCACGAAGACGCGCUACUGCACGAGAACCUCCUCUGUCUCAAAGCCCUCUCCACCACCGACAUGGCCAUGCAGUACCUCCAUUCGAUUCACACCACGUUGUUCCCGGCCCUGCUGCACAUGAUCUUCGACCCGGAGAAGAAGGGCCCGAGCGAGUUCACGACCCGCAACAUCAUCACGUCAAUCCUCCUCACCUACAUCGAGGCCGCCACACCACAGGAGCGGGUUCCUCGAGCCCGGGCUGUCCUGGGCUUCUUGCGGGACCCUGAGCCGAAGGAGGAGGAGCGGCCGGUGGACUUUGUGCUGGAAAUGCGCCGCGAGCGGCCCUACCGUGUGUGGUGCAAGGAAGUAGUCAAUGUCACCAAGGAGGUCUUCUGGAUCUUCCUGCACAACCUCAAUAUCGUGGCCCUGCCAUCGGCCGAUAAGUCAUCAUCGCCGCCAUCCGCCAACCCCGACCAGCAAUCCAACCCCGAAACUCCAUCCACCACUCCCAGCGGCACCUCUGACCUAGCCAACACCACUACCAACAACGACCAAUUCGCCUACAUGCUCCGGCACUUCCCGCAGGAGCGCCCGCCCGUCCCAGCAGCGCCCUACGUCGGCGGCGUGGAAUGGGACGCGACAAACUACCUGGCCAGCCACCUCGACCUGCUCAACGCCAUCUUGGCGUGCACGGGACCGAGCGCCGCCGAGCGCAACGCCCUGCGCGUGCAGCUGCGCGUCUCCGGGUGGGAGCGCUGUCUCGGCGGCAGCCUGCGCCUGUGCAAGGAGAAGUUCUAUGGCGCCGUCCAUGACGGCCUGCGCACCUGGGUCGCUGCCGCCGCCGAAGAUGGCUGGGACGUCAGGGAUGUGCGGUACGGACCGCCGCCGCCGCCGUCGGCGGACGGUGGUGGUAAGAGUAGGAGCUCGAGUCCGGCGAAGAAGGCGGUCGGUGACGGGAAGGCGAAUGGGAGGAAGAAAGAGGAGGCUCCGCCUAGGAUUGAAAUGCCAAGGUUUGAUUUCGGCGGGCCUGUUGUUGGACUCGGGGUCGGGGGGGUUCCCGGGUCGGACGUUGCGACUAGGUCCAAUGAGCAGUGGUUGAGCUGAAUGGAGGGGCUUUCGGGGCAGGGGGUUGAUGGUGGGCAAACCGCACGCCUCGUCUCCCCUUCUUCUCUCCGGUUUGGGGGUUGUUGACGGACGCCUUAUCUGAUAUUAAGGUUGACAAUCUCCGAACAGGCCGCUGGGACCAUUUCUCCUAAAAAGUUGCUCGCUGGCUUAUUUACGUACGGCUUCGACUGGGUUAACCCUCUGCGUGGCCCUGUGACGAGUGGCGUCUCGAUUGGCCCCUACGCAAGCUCCUUCUCUUACCGCUGAUGGGGCACAAUUGAAAUUUCAGCUGUUGGUGGCGAAAACGAGCCGCAUGUUACCCC